This is a messenger RNA of Theileria parva strain Muguga, 2176 nucleotides long. RefSeq names its product AMP-binding enzyme family protein (gene LACS7). Gene Ontology annotation, molecular function: long-chain fatty acid-CoA ligase activity. The record is from RefSeq and is a predicted model, not a curated record. NCBI's taxonomy places the organism in Eukaryota, Apicomplexa, Aconoidasida, Piroplasmida, Theileriidae. The coding region runs from base 87 to 2126 and encodes 679 amino acids. The transcript has 10 exons. Gene Ontology annotation, cellular component: membrane; endoplasmic reticulum.
AGUGGGGUUUGACACGUGAUUUAAUCGAUUUCCUUAUAGCCUAUUACUUUAUUAUUUAUUUAAUUGAAAAUAACUGAACUUCAACUAUGGUUAAAAAUGAGGCGGACUCGCCUGGCUUCUACUCCGUUCCGAUUCCUGGCACUGAGGAAGAAGGCUUUAGUCCCGUUUACAGACACCCUAAGCACGAAAAAAUUCUAGGUGCAUCAGACUUUGGUGAUUUCAAGACAUCUUGGGAUCUUUUUCAAGCUGGUUUAAGGAGAAACCCCGACGCUGAAUGCGUCGGGAAAAGAAAACGGCUCCCUGACGGAAAAUUAGGCGAUUUCGAGUUUAACACUUACUCAGAAUUCUUCAAAACCACCAAGGCCGUGGGCAGUUCCCUCGUUCAUCAUAACCUAGUGAAGGAGCAAAGAAUAUCUCAAAGUUCUUUCCAAGGAACUUGUAAAUUAGUUGGGUUAUUUCUCCCAAGCUGUGAAGAGUGGCUUCUCCUAGAACAAGCAUGCUACGGUUACGGCUACACACUCGUUCCAAUCUACACUACUCUAGGAACUGAAUCUAUUCUAUUCGUAUUAACCAACACAGGACUUGAAUUGCUAUUUUGUACUGAGGAAAACGCGGAAAAGCUUUUUGAAGUGCUUUCCCUCUCAAAAACUAAAUUACCUCUGAGGAAUUUGGUACUCGUCAACUCAUCCUCAGUUAGCGAAAAACUUGUAAAUAACCCUUACAACCUCAAGUUCAUGCUCUGGUCUGAUUUUCUACAAAAGGGUAUGGAUACUGAGUUGGAUCCAACUCCGGGUGAUCCUGACUCGCUUAAUAUAAUUUCUUAUACGUCUGGAACGACGGGAUCCCCUAAGGGUGUCAUGAUCACUCAUAAGAAUUUCAUCGACACUGUGCUGGUGACUAUCGAGGGAGUGUGCAGACCCAUGGGCAUGGACGAGCAGCACUUCAGUUGUCACCUCAGCUACCUGCCAAUGGCCCACAUGUUCGAAAAGGACUUUGUUAAUGCAGUUUUCUAUCUCGGAGGCAAAAUCGGGAUUUACUCAGGGGACGUUAAACUCAUAAUGGACGAUCUCCAAACACUCAAACCAACCCUGUUCAUCAGCGUUCCGCGACUUUUUCAGAGAAUACACGACAAGAUCCUCUCUGGAGUCCAAACUAAAUCCGCACUCGCACGACACCUGUUCUCACGAGGACUCGAAUCUAAAAUCAACCGAAUCAGAAACAACGGAGUCUACACACACAAAUUCUACGAUAAAUUGAUAUUCGACAAGGUUAAUAAGUUGAUGGGUGGGAAUUUGAAGUGGUUGUUUGUUGGUUCAUCGUGUUUGAGUGAGAUGGUAAUUGACAGAGUUCGAGCAAUGAUUGGAAAGCCUCUGUUUUGGGGCUAUGGUCUUACAGAAUGCUGUGCAGGAGCUUUUGUACAGAAUAUUCAUGACAGGAACCCACUGAAUUUGGGAGGCCCGUCACCAGGGUUCCAGUUCAGAAUAAGGUCAAUCCCGGAACUAAACUACUUUGUGGAUAAAAAACCGAUCCGAGGCGAACUUGUUAUGAAGGGUACAAAUGUGUCAAUGGGCUAUUUCAAGAUGGAGGAGAUGACCAAGGAGGUAUUUAGAGACGGCUGGCUAUACACGGGAGACGUCGUUGAACUCAUGGACAACGGCAGCGUUAAGGUGAUUGACCGUAUCAAACAGGUGUUUAAGCUUUCCCAGGGCGAGUACGUAGCUCCUGAGUUCGUGGAAUCCGCACUCAACUCCUGCAUUUACAUCGCACAGUCCUACGUUGUUGGAAACUCAGACGAGAACUACCCAGUGGCAAUAAUUGUCCCAGACGAAGAAGCUCUCCAAAGCUGGAAAAAAACUCACGGACUCACCAAAGCAAAUUUAACACAACUCGCCAAAGACCCACUACUCAAACAGUUUUUAUUCAACGAGUUGGAGAGUGUGAUGACGAGUUCGAAUGUGAAGGGGUAUAACAGGGUAAAGGAGAUUUACAUCCACGAUGAGCUUUUUUCGGUGGAGAAUAAUCUGUUGACCGUGACCUUCAAGCUCAAGAGAAACUUCUUGAGACAGAAAUUCGAAAAUGAAAUCACGCAAAUGUACGCCUCACUCAGAAAUUCAAACACAAAAUGAUAGUCUAAAAUUAACUUUAAUUCCAAAGAUCUCUAAUCUGUUACAUCACA